AUGCGCAUAUGUGAUGCCUAUGGACAUGACAUACGGAGGCCUAACGAAGGUUUGUUGCUUGAAUGGCGUCGUGGAAUGGAGGAAAGUAGCACUCUGAGGAAUUACGUUUUUGAGGAUGAUAAGGGUGUCGAGGACGAUGGGGGUGAUGACGCUCAUGAGGGUGAAAACGUUCAUGAGGAAAGAGUAACAGAUGAUGUGUGCAAGAAUACAAGAAUAAAGGAUGAGGAAAGAUUUCGAAAAGGGAAAGGCAUUGCAACUCUAGACUCGGAAGGGGAAAGCGAGGGGGACGAUGAGGACAAUGAUGAAGAAGAUGACUCACAAGGGAAUUUCGAGUACAUAGGUGUUGACGAACCCGUGUGGACCGAUUACACGGAGGGAAUGGACAGUCGUGGUUGGUAUGAGGCUCAAUCGCAUGCAGAUGCAAGCGAUGACGAUGAUGAUGAUGAUGCUGAUGACGAUGGCGGUGAUGGUGAUGAUGACGAUGAUGAUGACCGUGAUCGUAACGAUGACGAUGAUGAAGACAAUGACAAUGACAAUGAUGAUGAUAAAGACGAUGACGAUGACAAUAUAGAUGCCGACGAAUAUUGA
This is a messenger RNA of Andrographis paniculata, 588 nucleotides long. RefSeq lists its product as uncharacterized. The transcript is spliced from 3 exons. The coding region runs from base 1 to 588 and encodes 195 amino acids. Lineage: Eukaryota; Viridiplantae; Streptophyta; Magnoliopsida; Lamiales; Acanthaceae. The record is from RefSeq and is a predicted model, not a curated record.